Molecule: messenger RNA, 1166 nt
Organism: Exophiala viscosa
Lineage: Eukaryota; Fungi; Ascomycota; Eurotiomycetes; Chaetothyriales; Herpotrichiellaceae
Exons: 2
Coding region: 247-936 (229 amino acids)
Source: RefSeq, a predicted model, not a curated record
GUACUCCGUAAACUCGCCCUCUUCUCUCCUUCUCACUCCCUUCAAACCCCGUGUGUCCAAUUCUGCUGAGGUAUCCAACACCCUAGUACGAAUCGAUGCGUUGCGGUCUUGAGCUCGAUCUCCAAAUUGUAAAGCAGCAUUGGAAGUGGUAGCCGUCAGUGGCGGCCAUGACGUGACUGAAGCGCUUAUUCUGCCUCUCGAAGCUGCUUUGACCUCACACCAAGCAGCAGAAAUCAGCACAUACACAUGACAGACACAGACAACCAGCACGAUAUGACAGACCAAAGCGCUCCGCCAUCUCCUCCUCCUCAACGUCGACGUCGAUCCUCCUUUAUCGAGAUGUUCAAUCGUCCCCAGUCUACUAGCGCAGUCUCGUCUUCACCACCAUCUACCACUGUCCCACCACAUCCGACCUCUUCUCAACAUCGAAGAGGCACCUCCAUUAGCGGCCUUGGUCUGACUACCAACCCUUCCUCCCAACCCUCGCCUUUCACGGCCUUCCAACGUCAACGACGAGCAAGCAUUGCGACUUCAACCACUUCAAACUCACCGGAUUUCAAGAACAGCUUCGGAGAUGAGCCUGCUGUGCUUGAGGAGGACGAAGCUAAUCCUUCAUCACCGUCCUUCGCUAGACGGGUCAGCUUUGGAGCACAAGCACUAAGAGAUGUCAAAUUGGGAUCGAGCCCUGGAACUGCUGGCGGUGAAGGGUUCAACUGGUCAGAGGCCCUCCGUGACAGAUCUAGACGCUCGCCGUCGUUUUCUUCCGGUAAUCCAUUUACUCAAGGAGCCAACCGGCCACGUGGGGCGAGUAUCACAAAUCCCGAACCACUCAAAGAAAUUACAAAACCUGUUGAAUCCAUGUCAACUCCCGUCAGGAUGAAGAAACCCGACCACCUUGGAGAAAGAAUGCUUCGCGGAGAUUUCAUGAUGGAUUAAAUAUACACGAAAUGCUGUGCUGUCUUGGUAUCAGGUGCUUAUUUCGGGUACAGCCUAUGUCAUGUUCACAAUUUGUAUGAGUGCUCUUGUCCUCUUCCAGGAUCUAAGUGGUAUGGUACCAGAACCGAUUAUGAAACGUGAUGGAGUUCGACUCCUUCCCGACGCUGAUUUUGAUCCACGUUACAAAAGAUUAUCUUUGACACUCUUAUCACUGAUUUUGAUUGAGCAUA